GCAUCACAUGGUUUUUAAACACCAUUCUCUACCUCUCUCUCAGACCAUGAAACUCCACUGCUCAUGGAUGGUGGUACUGGCCACACUAUGUGUAGCUCCGCUGUGCUUCGCGAUGGAGCCCGUCUCCGAGUCGGAUAAACUCGGAAGCUUGCCUGGACAACCACAUGUCAGCUUCCAACAGUUUGGUGGAUACGUAACCAUUGAUGAAAAGCAAGGCAGAGCUCUUUUUUACUACUUUGUUGAAGCAGUAACUGAUCCUACUGGCUCAAAGCCUCUUGUUCUCUGGUAGCUGGAGGACCUGCUUGUUCGUCCCUAGGAGAGGGGGCUUUCAUGGAACAUGGCCCUUUUAGGCCCCGCGGGAACACUCUGUUCAGGAAUAAGCAUAGCUGGAACAGAGAGGCAAAUAUGUUGUAUGUGGAGUCACCAGCUGGAGUUGGGUUUUCUUAUUCUCGUAAUAAGUCCUUCUAUGACGAUAUAAAUGAUGAAGUCACAGCACGGGACAAUCUCGCAUUCUUGGAGGGCUGGUUCAUGAAAUUUCCAAAGUACAGGAACAGAGAAUUAUUCAUUACAGGGGAGAGUUAUGCAGGUCACUACGUUCCGCAACUUGCACAGCUCGUUAUUAAUUCCGGCAAGAAUUUCAAUUUGAAAGGAAUCCUUAUUGGAAAUCCUCUUCUAGAAUUCGAUACUGAUAUGAAUGCCCAAGGAGACUUUUUCUGGUCCCAUGGAUUGAUUUCAGAUUCUACACACGCACUUCUCACGUCCACCUGCAACUAUUCCCAAAUUAUGCGAUGGGUUUAUAAUAUCAGCGAGUCUCUGUCGCCCGAGUGUUACGAGGUAUAUAACAAAUCUGCGGGAGAAAUUGGUGGAUCAGUUGACCCAUUUGAUGUUCUUGGGUCAAAUGUUUAUCAUCGAGGGAAGGAGAAAAAAAAAGACUUGUUUGAAGAGGUCUGCCUAACAGAUGAAGUGGACGUGUAUCUAAACAGGAAAGAUGUGCAGAAGUCUCUCCAUGCCCAGCUUGUGGGCACGCCCAACUGGACUUUAUGCUAUCCGGAUAGUGCCCACUUCUUGAAAGACGCUGUGAUUCCAUCUAUUAAAGUUGUGGAAUGGCUUGUUAGGUCUGGGAUCCGCGCCUCUGUUUACAGCGGAGAUCAAGAUUCAAGGAUCUCCCUAAUUGGAACCAGGUCUUUACUGGAGGGAUUGGCAAAGAAGCUGAAGCUGAAAACAACCGUGCCUUACAGAAAUUGGUUCGAGAAGAAACAGGUGGGUGGGUGGACGCAAGUGUACGGUGAUAUCCUAUCUUUUGCGACCAUCAGAGGAGGUUCUCACACAGCACCCAUAUCACAACCGGCGAGAUCACUGGCGCUGUUUACGGCAUUUCUAGAAGGAAAGCCCCUCCCAGAUGCCUGAAACUCAUCAAUUUCAUGGUUGAAUGAAUAAAUUGGAGGGGAUGGUGUUUUAUCUCGCCAGCAAAUGUCACAUCCUCUGUGUAUGGAUGUGUUUCAUUUAUAUACAUAUAGUGGAAAAAUAAUUGUAUCAUGUAAUUUGAAUUUGGGUGUAAAAGUUUUAAUAGUCUACACGAA
Vitis riparia (riverbank grape) is the source of this 1580-nucleotide messenger RNA. RefSeq names its product serine carboxypeptidase-like 45. The coding region runs from base 331 to 1407 and encodes 358 amino acids. The record is from RefSeq and is a predicted model, not a curated record. NCBI's taxonomy places the organism in Eukaryota, Viridiplantae, Streptophyta, Magnoliopsida, Vitales, Vitaceae. The transcript is spliced from 11 exons. Gene Ontology annotation, biological process: proteolysis. Gene Ontology annotation, molecular function: serine-type carboxypeptidase activity. Gene Ontology annotation, cellular component: vacuole.